CGCCAAGCCCAACAGCAAUUCAUCCGGUUUGAGCUUCAUCCCAGCUUGAUUGGCAGCUUCAUCCUCUUCCUCCUCCCACGAGAUCUUGAGCGCGCCAUCCACUAGCUCCUCCUCGACGACCGCUUGCCAUCCGAUCCGAGAACCCCGUUCCGUCCAUGACGAAGCACCCGAGAGACACCGCCGCCGGCGACGUGACCCUCUCCCUGGCGCUCUCCCUCGGCGGCCUGCCCGCCGGCGACCGCGGCGCCAGCAAGAGGCCGCGCCGCGCCGGCGCCGGCGGCGGCGAGGGCGAGUUCGUCUGCAAGACGUGCAGCCGCGCCUUCGCGUCGUUCCAGGCGCUCGGCGGCCACCGGACCAGCCACCUGCGCGGCCGCCACGGCCUCGCGCUCGGGAUGCCCGCCGCGGCGCCGGCGGCCAAGCAGCAGGCAGCGCCGCCUGCUGCCAGCCACCAGUGCCAAUUCUGCGGGCUCGGAUUCGAGAUGGGGCAGGCGCUCGGCGGGCACAUGCGGCGACACCGCGAGGAGGCCGCCGCCGCGGCACAGGCGCCGCCCGUCCUCCUACAGCUCUUUGUGUAGAGUUGAUUUAGUCCAUACACAUUGAUUUGCCUAGAAUAGUUCUUUGCAUUUGUGUCGGUCUGGACAUUUUGUAGCACAUUUCGUAGACAUUUGUUGGCAUAUUGGCCGAUUCAUUCAUUCAUUACAUGUAAAGGUUACUCAUUGAUUCCUAAUUAUUGACUACGGUUUCUUA
Panicum hallii is the source of this 747-nucleotide messenger RNA. Its product is annotated as zinc finger protein ZAT8-like. The coding region runs from base 156 to 575 and encodes 139 amino acids. The transcript has a single exon. NCBI's taxonomy places the organism in Eukaryota, Viridiplantae, Streptophyta, Magnoliopsida, Poales, Poaceae. The record is from RefSeq and is a predicted model, not a curated record.